ACCGAAACACCUUACGAAGUACAUGUAAUAAUUUCCUGGAAAGGAUUAUCUCCCUUUCCCCUUCGCCUCAGCCAUGGAGACGCUAUUAUACAGAACGGCAACUUUUCCAACUCCAAAACAUAGAGUGUUUUCCCACCGUAUCCAAAAUAAAAGCUUGUUUAUUGCAAGUGGUAGUCACUCUUUUUCUGCAAGGCCAUUAUUUCCUUCACUGGGACUGAGAAAAUCGGUGAUAGUUGAUGCCAAAAAGAGCAACAAAAACAAUAAUAACAAGAAGAAUAAACAAGACACUCAUAGCUUUGUAGCCAAACCAGAUGAAGCCAUUGGGCCUUUCCCUGAAGCUAUUUUGCUUAAAGAGAAGAAAGCGCAGGAGGAUGGUAGAGUUCUGCCUGAGUUUGCUGAUGCUGAAGAAGAGAAGCUCUUUGAAUUUUUGAACCUUGAGCUGCAGAGUGAAUUGAAAGUGGAGCGAUUGCGCCAUUAUGAAGUGGUGUAUCUAAUCCAUGAGAAGCACGAUGAAGAGGUUGGCAGUGUGAAUGAGAAAGUUCAAGAUUUUGUGAGGGAGAAGAAAGGCAGGAUAUGGAGAUUCAAUGAUUGGGGCAUGCGAAGGUUAGCAUACAAAAUACAGAAAGCCAAAAAUGCUCACUACAUCUUGAUGAACUUUGAGUUGGAAGCCAGAUGGAUCAAUGACUUUAAGAACAUGUUAGACAAAGAUGAAAGAGUCAUCCGGCACCUCGUGAUAAAGAGGGAUGAAGCAAUCACAGAGGAUUGCCCACCUCCACCUGAG
Messenger RNA from Populus euphratica (Euphrates poplar), 781 nucleotides. RefSeq lists its product as uncharacterized. Gene Ontology annotation, cellular component: ribosome; small ribosomal subunit. The transcript has 5 exons. Gene Ontology annotation, biological process: translation. The record is from RefSeq and is a predicted model, not a curated record. Gene Ontology annotation, molecular function: structural constituent of ribosome; small ribosomal subunit rRNA binding. The annotation marks the transcript as partial. NCBI's taxonomy places the organism in Eukaryota, Viridiplantae, Streptophyta, Magnoliopsida, Malpighiales, Salicaceae.